GUUUAUAAGUUUCAUGCUGCGAAUUUUUAUUAAUUAACUCAGAAUUUUGCCAUUAAUUUGUUUAGAACAAUGAGUAUAAAUACAGCACGACUCAAAAUGUCUUUGACAAACAUCAAUAAAACUGUCAAAUCAAGUGAAAUCAAUGGAAUUUUAGCAAAAAAGAAGAUACAGGCUGAAGAUGUUGAUGAUACGAUCAAAAUUCUUUGUGAUUUGAUGAUUAAGAAUCCAGAAACGGCAUUUCAAGUUAGACAACAGUUCCAAUAUAUAUUAUUUCCUAUCGUUUGCUCACUGCUUAAUAUGUCUGAGAGUAGCUUCGUUGACUUUCAAAUUAAAUCGAUUAUCUUGUCGAUUCUUGCAGAGAAAAACUCGCAAAUUUUGGGAUAUAGCCGUAAAUACUUCAAUGCAAGGAGUCUGUCGCCAUUCGUAGAGGAAGCAGCACACGAUGAACAGAGAAAGAAGAAAAUGAAAUUGUCAAAAAAUGUUACGGAUCUUCAAAUUGUCUCAAUGGGAUUAAGAUUCUUACAACUUGAUGCUUGCUUCUAUCGUCGCAUUUGGGAUUGGAGUUCAUUUAUUGAGCUAUUCAGCAAUAAAGGAUGUGAUUUACAAAAGUUGUACUGCAAUAAAGUAACAACAAUAAUUUUCGCAUUUUCAAAUCAUCAAACAGAACUGCUGAAUAAUAGUAUGAAUAUCUCCGAAGAGACAUGCAUAGAAGCUGAAAUUGACAUAACACAAUUAGCAACUGAAGAGAUAAAAUCGCUAAAUGAUAAGGAAGUGAUUGAUUGGAAGUAUGAGAGUGAUAUAAUAACGGAUAUUGAAGGAGUUUAUUUACCAAUUUAUAACAAGUCAGUCGUUGAAUAUUAUCAAGACAAAUUGGAUAUUGUAAAAGUAGAUUCAACAAGUGUUAAUUUGAGAAGUUUAGCUCUCGGUGUGUCAUCAGGCAAAGCAGUUUGUCUUUGCGGACAUGUUGGAUCUGGAAAGACAACAUUAGUUGAGUAUUUAGCAAAGAGAGUUGGACGAUUGUCACCAAAACUUGAAGACUUUAAUGAAUUUUUAAAUUCAAAGAAGGAAUUCAAUGCAAGACAAGUCAAUGGAAAUAAAAGAAAAAUUGAAAAAUCAUUUGAAAUGGAUGGAAAUGAAAAUUUAUAUGAAUCGGGAUUUUUGAGAAUUCAACUUGGUGACCAAACAGACAGUAAAGUGCUUCUUGGACAAUAUCGUUGCACUGACAUUCCUGGAGAAUUUGUAUGGCAACCAGGAGUUUUAACGCAAGCUGUUAUGAAUGGUCAUUGGCUGUUGCUCGAGGAUAUAGAUACAGCAACUCAAGACGUUUGUGCGAUUUUAACGAAUCUGCUUGAAAACAACUUUUUGAGAGUUCCAGGAUUUCGUGAAAACUUGAAAGUCGCUCAAGGCUUCCAACUGUUUUUGACAUUAAGAACACAUAAGAUGUCAAAUCAAUCGACAAACUCAGCAUAUAGUUUAUUAGAAAAACAUUUGUACACGAUUAACAUGCUUCCUUUAUCCAGAAAAGAACUGUCAACAAUCAUUUGUCAAAAUUACCCAAAACUAGCAUCAGUCUCUUCAAGAAUCGUAGAUGUAUUUCUGAUAUUCUCUCGUGGAUGUCACACAAAUGAAAUUGAGUACGAUGAUAUUGAAAUGCUGAAUGGCUCAAAAGCUGUUAAAAAAGAAAAUAAUGAUAACGAUAGCGACGAUGAAGGACUUCCAUAUGCUAAUAAGUAUAAACUGAAUAUUCUUCCAACUGCUGGCAGAAUGGUCUCAACUCGUGAUUUGUUAAAGCUCUGCAAACGAUCUAGUCUCACUUUUAAGGCAACUAGUUCCGAAUGUGCAUAUUUAGUGUUUCAAAAUUGUGUAGAUCUAUUCAGUUCUCAUUUAUCAUACGGAGAGUUAAAGACAAACUUAAUAAUCAGCAUUGGUGCUCGUCUCGGAAUUAUUGAAACUCGUUGUAUCCAUUUAGCAAAUGAAUAUAAACCAAUGAUUAAAAUGACAACAGACGAAAUAGUGAUUGGACGUGAAACAGUGUUAAGGCACAGUAAAGAAUUAGUGUCGAGUGAAAAGAAAGUGAAAAUUAGUGAUGAAGAUGAUGUAAUUGGAAAGAAUAAAGUUCCACCACCAACAUUUUCAUUUACUCGAGUUUCUUCCUGUAUUUUGGAACGAAUUGCUGUUGCAUGUCAACAAAAUGAGCCAAUUUUACUCGUAGGAGAAACAGGAACAGGCAAAACUAGUGCUGUUCAAUAUUUGGCAUAUCAAACUAAUCACAACUUAGUCGUUGUUAAUAUGAACAAUCAAUCGGAUGUAUCAGACUUAAUUGGAGGUUUUAAGCCUGUUGAUAUGCAGUUCAUUGUCUCGCCAUUAAGGAAUGACUUUGAGAAUCUUUUUGCAAGAACUUUUGAUGUUUUGAAGAAUGAAAAGUUUUUGAGUCACGUUGCUAGUUGCAUUAAUCGUGGAGAUUACUCAAUCUUAAUUAAACUCAUGCUGAAAGUCAUAUCCAAUGCAUAUAAAAUUCUACAGGACAAGAAGAACGAUUCAGACUUUAUAAGAUGGCAAAAUUUAGAAAAGAAGCUGAAGAAACUUGAUCAGCAAUUAAAACAUUCUGUAAACCUUUCAUUUGCAUUCAUUACUGGAUCUUUAGUAAAUUGUAUUAAAAAUGGCGAUUGGGUUUUGUUGGAUGAAAUUAAUUUAGCAUCAACAGAAACGCUAGAAUGUCUAUCAACAAUACUUGAAGCUGAUGGAUCUAUAAUUCUACUAGAAAGAGGUGAUUUUGUUCCAAUUAAAAGACAUCCAAAUUUUAGAAUAUUCGCUUGCAUGAAUCCAAGCACGGAUGUUGGUAAAAAGGAUUUAUCCGUUGGAAUUAGAAAUCGAUUUACAGAAUUCUUUGUUGAUGAAUUGACAGUCGAGAAAGAUUUACUAAUCUUGGUUGGAGAUUAUUUAAGUAAUACAGGAAUUGAAAAAUCGAGAAUUCAUAAAGCAGUUCAAUUGUACAUGGAAUUAAGGAACUUAUCACAACUAGAAUUAAAUGAUGGAUUAGGCAACAAACCUGUUUUUUCUCUUCGUACAUUAUGUCGUGCAUUGAGAACGUGUGCCAAAAAUCUUUGUGGAUCAACAGAACGUAAUCUUUAUGAAAGUUUCUGUCUUAGUUUUUUGACACAACUUGAUUCACAGUCUCAUAACUUAGUGCUACAAAAGAUACAAAGUUAUUUAGUCAGUAAUGUCAAGAAGAUUUUAUCACAGCAGAUUCCAAAACCACCAAUUGAGAAUGUCAUGAAUUUUGAAGGCUUUUGGAUAGAACAAGGUGAUAAGGAAUUGUCUGAAUGCAAGGAAUACAUUAUGACUGAAAGUGUUCAAAAGAAUCUUAAGGAUUUAGCUAGAAUCAUUUCAAUUGGAAAGUUACCAAUUUUAAUUCAAGGACCGACAAGUGCUGGAAAGACUAGCUUAAUUGAGUACAUAGCAAGAAGAAGUGGAAAUCAUUGUUUAAGAAUCAAUAAUCAUGAGCAUACUGAUUUACAAGAAUACGUCGGAACUUAUGUUGCUGAUGUUUCUGGAAAAUUGUCAUUUCAGGAAGGAGUUUUAGUUCAAGCUAUGAGAAAUGGAUAUUGGAUAAUUCUUGAUGAAUUAAAUUUAGCACCAAGUGACAUUCUUGAGGCUCUUAAUCGUGUACUGGAUGAUAAUCGAGAACUUUAUAUCCCAGAAACUCAAGUUUUAGUUAAAGCACAUCCAAAUUUUAUGCUGUUUGCUACACAAAAUCCACCAGGAUUGUAUGGUGGACGAAAAACACUUUCACGAGCCUUUAAAAACAGAUUUAUUGAACUCCAUUUCUCAGAAAUUCCUAAAAAGGAACUGGAAGUGAUUUUAGAAAAGCGAUGCAUGAUUCCAAUGAGUUAUGCACAAAAAAUGGUCAAGACAAUGUCAACAUUACAAGUUAAUAGAAGAACGACAACAAGGAACAAUUUUACACUUCGUGACUUGUUCAGAUGGGGUAAUCGAUAUACAUUUGCUGACAAUUCAUUACUUGGGGAUCGAAAUUACGAUUGGAACCAACAUUUAGUCGAUGAAGGAUAUUUAGUUCUAUCUGCAAAGGUUAGAAAUCAAACUGAGACAGACAUAAUUGUUGAAACAUUAAAGAAGAACUUUUCUAAGAAUAUAUCAAUAGAUCAUUUGUUCACACUUAGUGACCAUACCUCAAAAGUGACAAAAAGCAUAUUAGAAACAUUAAUAAGCUAUAAAGGAUCACAAAAUGUCGUUUGGACAUUCGAAAUGCGAAGAAUGGCUGUUAUGGUCUCUAAAUCACUUCAAUUUAAUGAACCUGUGCUGCUUGUUGGACCUACUGGUUGCGGAAAAACGACAGUAUGUCAAUUAUUAUCAGAGCUUCAUGAUAGAAAAUUGAGAAUCCUUAAUUGCCACAUGCAUACUGAAAGUGCAGACUUUAUUGGAGGCCUGAGACCUUGCAGAGAAGCAAAAGAAUCAGAAAAUUCAUUAAAAUUGUUUGAAUGGAGUGACGGACCAUUGAUAUUUUCAAUGAUAGAAGGAAGUUAUUUCCUUGCCGAUGAGAUCUCAUUGGCUGAAGACUCUGUUUUGGAGAGAUUAAAUUGUGUUUUAGAACCAGAAAGAAAGAUUUUGUUGGCUGAAAAAGGCGGUGUUAAUGAAAAUGUCUUGAAAAAGACUGAAAAUUCUGAAUUUGUAAUCAAAGCAUCGGAUGGCUUUCAAUUCUUUGCAACAAUGAAUCCAGGUGGAGAUUUUGGUAAAAAGGAAUUGUCACCUGCUUUAAGAAACCGAUUUACAGAGAUUUGGUGUACAGCUAUGUAUAGCGAUGAAGAUUUAAUGAAAAUUGCAGUAAAUAUAAUGGAAAUUACGUACAAAACCAUUGAUCCUAUUAUAAAUAAAAUCGCUGAAAUCAUUGUAAAGACAGUAAAUGUUGUCAAGCAGCUUGUUGAAAAACUCAAUUUCUCAAUAAGAGAUAUCCUUGCUUAUGUCAACUACAUCACACAAAAUCACAACAUUUCUAAUAUUGAUUCUUCAAAUUUGGACAUGAAUAAUGCAUUGCAUUGUGGCUUAAAAACAAUAUUUUUGGAUUCUCUAGAAAUGCUGCCUUAUGAAAAUGUCAAAGAAAUAGCAAGCAUACGCGAUAAAGCCUUUAAGGAACUGCAUAAAAAUAUUACUGAAAUUUUGGAAAGCUCAGUCGAUUCAUCUACAUUAACUGCUCUAGAAGAAAGUCAAGUUACACUCGAUUUAGAGUCAUUCAAGUUUGGAAUUAAUCCAUUUUAUCUUGACAUUAAUCAUGAGUUGUCAGAAAAGCCUACAACAUUCACAUUUACGGCACCAACUACUAAGCAAAAUUUAUUCAGAGUUCUGUCAGCAAUGAGCUUGAAAAAGGCAAUUCUACUUGAAGGACCUCCUGGCGUCGGAAAAUCAUCCUUAAUAGAGAACAUCUCGUCAGCUAUUGGAUAUAAUCUCGUCCGAAUCAAUUUAUGCGAACAUACAGACAUUGCUGAUCUUUUUGGAACUGACUUACCUGUUGAGAGCUCAAUUUUCGAAAAUGAUAAUAAUGAUGUUCAGCUAGGAUCAUUUAUGUGGCGCGAUGGACCACUUUUGGCUGCUCUAAAGUCUCCAAAUACUUGGAUUUUACUUGAUGAAUUGAAUUUGGCACCACAAAGUGUUCUCGAAGGUCUAAAUGCCAUUUUGGAUCAUCGUGGGGAAGUAUUCAUUACUGAACUUAAUAAAACAUUCAAAUUAGGACAAUCAACAAGAAUAUUCGCCACUCAAAAUCCAUUACGUCAAGGUGGUGGCAGAAAAGGACUUCCUCAAUCGUUCCUUAAUAGAUUCACAAAAGUUUAUUUAAGAAAGUUGGAAAAAACAGAUUUGUCGCAUGUCGUUAGCCACAAUUUUAAAAUAUUCGAUGAAAUUGAUGUCCUUAAAGAAUACAAAUUAAUUGAUAAGAUGGUGACAUUCUCAGAAAGGAUCGAAAGUGGAAUUUCUAAUCUUGAGUUUGGGUUUAAAGGCGGUCCAUUUGAGGCAAAUUUGAGAGAUAUGUUGAGAUGGUGUGAAUUUGUAACAAACAAGGAAACUGGAUUUGACAUGAUGAGACUUGAAAAUACAUCCCUUAAUGACUUUCAAUUAGUGCUUUUUGAAAAGAUGAAGUUAGUCUAUUGUGAACGAAUGAGGACAGAACAUGAUGUCGAGAAUAUAGUAAGAAUUUUUUGUGAAAUUUUCGAAGCUGAUACAGAUAGAUUAGAGAAGGAAUGUCGAACUGUUGGAUUCUAUUGGAAUGACUCUAAUAUAUUCUUUAAUGACGUCCAAUGCAAACGAAAAGUGUCGAAUAAUUUCAAUGAUUUAAGCAGAAACAAUCAUUCAGUCAUUUUGUCAAGUCAAUUAAAUGAAUUAAAGUCCAUAACUGAAUGUGUAUUGCUGGAAAAGCCAAUUCUACUUUGUGGACCUACUGAUUGUGGAAAGACAAAAAUUAUUGAUGCAUUUUGUGAGCUUUAUAAUGAAGAACUUAAUUUCGAUACAAUUGAUGAUUCCGUGACUGGAAGUUUUCAACAAUUUGACUUUAAUAGAAUGCUUGAGGAAGUUUGGAAGUACGUUGAAGAGAAAUUGCUGAUUAAAAUUAUGGAAAUUAUUACAAAUGUUCACAGUAACAUCCAUAGAAGAUCAUUGUUUACAAAUUUAUAUUUAUUAUGGAGAGAUUAUGAUGUCAAUUCCGUUGUUACUCAACAAGAUGACAAAUUUAAUGAGGUUGAGCAUUUCUGUAAACGACUGGAUCUUGUUAAAACUAUUAUUGACGCACUUAUAAGCAAUUACGAUGAAGAUGACACAAUAAUUUUCGAGGAAAUGCUUAAAGAUCUUAAAAUAUGGAGAAACUUUUUAGUUAAAACAUCAGCUACGCUUAAUACAGGAGGUCAUUUUGUCUGGAUUGAUUCAAUGAUUGUAAAAUCCAUCAAAUUUGGUAAUUUCAUUUGUCUUGAGCAUGUCAAUUUAGUUUCAUCGGCUAUUCUCGAUCGAUUAAAUCCAAUUUUGGAACCAAAUGGAAGUUUAAUGAUAGCUGAAAAAGGAGUUGAUGACUCAAAUCAGCCAGAAACAAUUUCUAAGCAUAAAAACUUCCGCGUUUUCUUGACAACAGACCCUAAAUUUGGUGAAGUUUCUAGAGCUAUGAGAAAUCGCUGCAUUGAAUUGUCAUUGUCGCAUCAAUUGUACACAGAAGAUGAUUUAAGAAAGUUAAUUUACCUUCAAGGUGUUCAUGAUAUGUAUUUGAUCAAAGCCAUUCUAGACAUUCACAAAGGAUUGAACAGCUUGUCUGACUAUUCGACAUUUGGCGUAUCCCAUUUAAUCAAAAUGGCAUUUUUGGUGUCUCAAAAUAAAUCAAUGGGAUUAGAAGAUAGAAAAUGUCUGAUUCUUGGUGCACUGGAAGUUUAUGUUCGUUCGUCUAACAUUGAUUUAUUAGGAUUUGGAUUGUCAUUUUACAAAUCUAAACUUAGACAGCAAAUAUUAGAUGCUGUAAAUAAACUUAAAAGUGUCGAAAACUUGGUGAAUUAUAAAAAUUUAAUUAUUCAUUCAAAUGAACUGUCGGAAAUGACAAUGAUAAAGUUCCAAGCUGAAGGACUUCUUUCACUAUUAAGAUGUUGUGAAAAGGAUAUGAAUUUCGAGGAAGUGCUGGAUAAUUUACAUACAAAAAUAACCUUUAAUGAAAUUAAAGAUCCAGAAAAUAUUAUGAAAUAUUUGUUGACAUUCUUGUACAUGCUCAGUACAUUCUCUGACGUCCAUAAAAGGAAGAUUUAUCUCAACAAAAUGAUUACGUCUAUAAGCAAAGCAUCAACAUUGAAUAAAUUAAAUGAGAAUCUUUAUAAAAUUGUCAAGGAGCUUGCAAAUGAAAUUCAACCAAAUUUACCAUGGAAUUCCAAAAUGUUUAGUCGUUUAAGACCUUAUAAUGAUUCCAAUCUUGAUUCUACUGAUCAAUUCAGAAUCACGAUGUUAUUAAUAUUUGAAAUGACACUUGAGGAUAUCCAUGUUGGAAAAUCUAUUGCAUUAAAGGAUAUUGACUCAGUUACAUACUCGAGAGCUGUCCAAAAGAAGUCCAUAGCUGAUACAGUCAAUAAUAAGAUGCUGACUGAGCUCUAUAAUCUCUUAGGAACUUACAAAAGCUUUUUAGAUUCAAGUUUCAAAACUGAGAAGCUAAAUAUUAACGAGAAAAUGUCAACAGAUUUAAUAUUGUCAUUCUUGUGGUUUAAUCGUUUGCUGUCUACAUCCACACAGAAGUUAUUCCAUAGAAAUAAUGUCAAAACUGAUUUACUAGAUGAACUCUAUCUUCACUUUAAAUGGCUCGGUAAGCACUGCAUAAAUUAUUUAACAGAAAUUUGCACUUCCAAUAUGAAUCAUGUCUUUAUGACUACAUACAAUGAAAUUCAAAAUUACAUCCUUGGUUCGCAUCAUACCCUUCAAAUAUGCAAAAAGAUUUAUGUCAAGAAUUUCGCUUCGUUCCUGCCAUUUUAUAAAGAGGAACAGAUUAAAAAGCUUAAGGAAGGAGAGCUUUUAAAUGCUUUGACAUCAAUCACACCAAACAUGAAUGAACUCCUUGAAUUUAAUGAGUUUAAAUGCCGACUUUUAAUUCUGUUGGAUACAAAAUAUCAAAAGAUUCGUAGACAAGUCAAUAAUAAUAAAGUAACAGACAUAAAUGAGUUAUUUGAAAGUUUUACGGAAACUUUUAAUGAUGAAAUAAAGGAAUCAAAUUUGUAUGAAAGCUGGAAUGAUAAUAUCAACAACUUUAAGCCACUGAUCUUUGAGGAUCGCUUCUGUAUCGAGAAAGAAGUAAGUGAAUUGAAGAAACAGUUCCAAAAUAAUGAUUCUGUGGAUUUAAAGGAUGUGAAGUACAAUAUUGAAGUAUUGCCAAUAUUUGAGUACUUCCUGAUGAGAAUUUUGUCUAUUGCUGUGAAUGGAAAAUGUGUCAUAAAUGAUGAAUAUCCAAUAAAUGUCCCAUCUAUUGAUAGUAAUACCUUAGCACUUGUCAAAAUAAUCAGUGACAAGCGUUAUAGCAUCUUACAAAAUAUUUCAGAAAUUGUUAAUUCCUCAAAUGAGUUCAAGAAGAAAUAUUCAAGCUUUAAAAUGGCAAUCGAUAGCACAAUCAAUGAGAGUGUCCAUAAAUCAACGAUCAUCAACAGUGACUUGUGCAGAUCAACAGAAAAAGAGGAAAUUUAUUCAGCAGUAAGCACUAAUCAUAUGUUUGUUACUGGAGGUUUAUUAACUUACAAUUUGAUGUCAUUAUUAAUGGGCAAGAAUGGAGAAAUUCGUCAAAUUGGCUUAGGGGAAGUCCAUCAAUGGAAAAUAGUCCUAAAUGGUCUACAAAACAUGCUGUGGAUGAAUGCAGAAGUUAAUACAUCCAAUUAUGAUUUGGUUCAGUUUAAUUUAAAGAAGAAUUCACAACAAGCUGAACAUUUAUUAAUGGAAAUAGAUGUUGUUAAGGAUCAAUGUCAGUCACUUGAAAAUGAGAAUUAUUCAGACUUUAAUCAAGAAUUUUGGAAUCUCUUGGACUAUUUAAAAACCGUCUUAGCUAAGGAACAAAAUGACAUAUCCAAAACCAAUUUGUGGCUUCAAAACUACACUAUUCAGUCACUAUGCAGCGUCAUGAAGUUAAACCUUAUAUCAUAUUUUCCACUUAUUGAUCCAGUAAAGAAAAAUGUCCUUAAAACUAAGUAUGUAGAUGAUGAUAUAGAUCAUUUAAAUAAAUUCCUUUUUGCAUAUCAAAUGAUGUCCACAAUGUUGGAAUAUGAGAACUUGGGAAGAACCGACCGAGAAUCAAUUGAAAAGAAAGUCAUCGAUUUACAUGAAAAGCACAUGAAAUAUUCGAAAAAGACAGCCUUAAGACCAGAUGUAUGCUCUUAUAGUUCAAUGGUUCGGGACAUAAAUCACUUUUUGACAUCAUUCUGUCAUCCAAAGCAAUUCCAUGAUCUAUUAAGGAACAUUGAUAAUGAACUGAAUCACCAGAUAAGCAACAAGAGUAUAUCCACCAAUCAAUUGGCUGAAAAUAUGAAAAUUGUGAUUAGUGACUUGAUUAGUAAAUUAGAUUUAUGGAUUGUUAAUGCUGACAAAUUCCUUGGACACACUUUAAGAAACUACAAUAAAUAUUAUCGGGACUUUACAGCUCCAAUCCACUACUGCAUAACAUCGUUAAAGGACAGUCUUUUAGGUCUUAAAAGUUUAUUAAAAAUGAAGCAUGACUCAAUUCAAGUCACAUCUAGUGGAAUCUUUUGGAAUUGUAAUGAAAAUGAGGAACUAUCAAAUAUUAUGAAGGAACUGAUUGAAUUUCCAGCAAAAUCACAUGAAAGUUUCUUAAUGGAUGCAACAUUAAAGAAUCAUUUCUUCUCAAUAAUCGAGUCAAUUGAGAAUGGUGAAAAUUUGUACUUUGAAAUGAUCAAGUCAAAUAUCCAGGAAGUGACAAAUACGAGUACAACAGUUUAUGGAAAAAUGACACCAAAAUUAUUCGAGAAAUUUGAUCACAUUUUGAACAUUUGCAACCAACUUUGGCAGAAACAAGAAGAAUUAAAAGCUAAGAGACAAGCUGAGGAAGACAGUCUUUAUGUCACGAAAACAAAAUGCAAGGAAGAUGAUGAAGAAGUUGUAAAAAUGCGCGAAAUAGCUGAAAUGUUCCCAGAUAAUGCUGAAAAUGAUUUUAAUGACUUUAUACAGCAAGACACGUUAGAACAAACUGUCGAGAUUAAUAAGCCACUAAAGGAUAUGAAGGACAUCAUUACUGAACGUGAUUUUAAAUUAAUCGGUGACUUUUUCAUGUCACUAAUGGACAGUGAGCAUAAAACUAAUGAAAAGGAUGUCCUUAAAGUUUUUAAUCAGAAGAUGAAGAUUUUUAAUGCAUUUUUGGAGCGCUUUAAGACCUGUCUCGAAUGCUCAAUUGAUAAAGAUUCCUACAAAGGAAUGAGUCUUUUAGUUGGAUAUUGUCAGAGCGUCUAUGAUGACAUGCAGAUCACAGACAAUCCGAGCAAGAUUUUCGACUUUUACACAGAUUCUAAUGUCCAAGAAGCAUUGACAUGCAUAAGUGUGAUGGAGAAGCUUGAAAAGCGGGUAAACGUUGAAUUAGAGCAAUGGCCUGAUCAUGCUGUAUUGAAUGAUCUGAUUAUUCUAAUCAAUCGUAUCAGAGGCUUCUCAUGCAACUCAUCCCUAGUUCGAUUCAAUGUUGGCUUACAAAUUUUAAGAAAAAAAGUUUAUGAAUGGAACAGCGUUGCUCAUAAAUUAAACAACUUUAAGGAUAUUGAGCAUGAAAUUGCAGAAAUAAUACAGAGAUGGAUGAGAAUGGAACUGCAGUGCUGGAGAGAAUCGUUAAAACAGUCGCAACAAAAAGUUGAAGCUAAAUCUUAUCGUUAUUGGUUCUUCCUGUACAAUUUAAUUCAUGAAUAUUUGCAAGGAUCAUCGAAAUCUCAAACAGAAUGUCUUGUUGAUUUUAAUAGUGUUGAAAAGAGAUUUGGUAAAGGAGAAAUUUUGGAACAAAAGCCUCAACAAAGUGGUGAAGAGAAAAUAUCAUUAAAAGCUGUGACGAAUGUCUUGAAACAGUUUAUUGAAUCAUCAAGUUACGGAGAAUUCGCUUUAAGAAUGAAUUUACUGAAAUCUUUCAAGUGCUACUUGAUUAAAAUUAAUGAAGAAAACCCGUCAAAUGAAUCAUGUCAAAUAAUCGCACUUCUUCACAAUAUUCACCAAUAUUUCACACAGUUCUCAAAUAAAGUACAGGAAAUGAUUGAUUUUAUGAGAAAGCCUAUUGAAGAUAAAUUAAAGAAGUUUGUCAAGAUUAAUUCAUUCAAUAAGGAUUUGUCCUAUUUUGGCACAGAAUCAAGCAUCAAGCAAGUCCAUCGCAAUUUACAUAAAUUUCUUAAAGAGUUUGAAGUCGAAAUCAGCAAGAAAAUUUCAGAUUUGUUCAUUUACAAAGAUUCAGGAACGGAACUUGACUUGAACUUGCAUGGUCAAGUUGCAUCAAAUGCAUUAAAAUUAGAAACAUUUAUUGGAACUGAUGUCAUUGAGAAGGAACAGAAUAGUUCUGAAGUUCUUUCAUUCAGCAACAUUAAUAACUUUAUUUUAAAGAGCAGAACUUUAGUAUCCAAUUUAUUAUCAAACGUUCAGUACCCAAAAUUAGUUGAAAAUUUGGAAGAACUCAUUAAAAGUGAACUCGACAGAUGUAAUCAAUUAAGAGCUUUGAAAGUGGACGAAAACUUUCCAAGAAACAAACAAAAGUCACAGGCUAAAAGCAUUUUGAACCAGAAACGAAAAGCACUAAGUGACUUUUUUAAGACCAUGAUGAAUAUUGGAAUUAACUACAAAAGUGGUUUACUUACCGAAAGUCUUAAUCCUGAGAUGAUUAAUUUGCAGAUUUAUCCAUUUUCUUCAGAUCAACUUGAAUUUUCGAACAUUGAGUACAGCAAUUCUGUUAAUUCAUUACACCAAAAACUUGAUAUUUACUUCAACAAGUCCAUUUUUAAGAUUAAGCUAUUAAGGAACAUCUUACUUGUUCCAAGAAGUGAUAUGGACAUGAAUUUUAUUGAAAGAAUUAAAGGAAUUGCAAUUGAACUUUUUAAUCUCGUUCAGGAUGAGAGAAUGGAAUUAAGCAAUAAUGUCAACAUGAUGAUUAAUUUAAAACAGAACUUACGUGAUAUAGAAACAGCUACUUCCACAAAGAAUUCAAUAUUCGAAAAUGAGUUUAAAAAGUUUUCUGUAAUUAAAAAUUGUUUUGUUCAAAACAUUGAAGUUUUAGAACAAGUUCAAAUUCUCCUAAAAUGUGCACCAAAGAAUGAGGAAUCUAAGGAAUUAAAAGUCCUUGUGUCUACAAACAAUGUCUUGCAUAAAAAGAGUCAAAUUUACGGUAAAAUUGUUCAGCAAGUUAAUGACAUAAUAAUAGAAUCAAAUGCAUCAUUAAAGGCUCUAAACAUCCAUAAUUCAAGAUUUGUUAACGGAACUGAUGAACAUUUAUCAAAAUUGAAAGGAAUCAUUAAGAAGCUUGACAAUCUGAAGCAGUUCUUUGUUGUUGAUAGUGAAUAUUCAAUUUAUGGAUCUCCUGUCAUCGAUUUGAUUGCCUUGCUUAAUCUGGAACUAGAAAAAAUUAAUGAAAUCAACAAAAAAGUGCCUCAAAGUCAAUUAAACAUCAAUAGUGACUUGGAAAGCUUAUCACACAUGAUUUUAUUAGCUAUUCAAAACAUUUUCAAGGAAUAUCGCACAACAGUUGAGAAUAUAGAGUCAAAUGAAGCCAUAGAAGAAAAUCAUUUGAAAGAAAAGCUGCACAAAAAAUUAUUAGAGGACAUAAAAACUGUAAACCUCAAGAAAAUCAAUGAAAAAUUGUCAGAAGUAAUGAACAAACUAUUUACAACAUCAGUUGACUCUGAAAGUUUAGAAUAUUUAAGCAAAGUACAUCCAUUAAUUAAACAAUACAAGUUACUUGCCGAUUAUUUCAUAAUUCAGCACAUUAGUGCCAAUAAAGUUUCAUCAAAAAUGCUUUCAAUCACAUUAAGUGUAUUUUUGGAAUUAGCUAAAAAUGGAUUUUGUAUACCUGAACAUCUCCUGUCUGACGAGGAACAGAAGGAAGAAAAUGACUCAAAAACAGGCGAAGGCUUUGGAUUUGAAGACGGUGAUGGUGAAAAGGAUGUUUCUGAUAAAUUGGAAUCUAAGGAUCAACUUGAUGAAGCUAGAAAGCCUGACGAUUAUAAUAAAGACCAAAAGGACAAUAAAGAAUGCAAGGAAGAGAAAGGAAUCGACAUGAGUGACAAUUUUGAAGGUCAAAUGCAUGAUGUUUCUGACAAUGAGUCUAAUUCUGAUGGCGAAUCAAAUAAAGAUGAAAAUGAGGAAAUGGAUAAGGAAAUGGGAGAUACAAAAGAAGGUGCUGAUAAAUUGGACGAUCAAAUUUGGGGCUCAGACGAAGAAAAAGAAAACGAACAAGAAGAACAAGAUAAAAAGGAUGAAACAGGCAAAGGAAGUGAUGAACAAAGCGAUAAACAUAACGAUUUGGAUGCAGAAAGUGACCAGAAUAUUGAUAAUCAUAAAGAGCAACAAGAAGGACUCGAUGCAGCAUCACAAAUGGAUGAAGACAAAAAUAAACAAAAACAAAAGCAAAAACAGGAUAUAGAUCAGAUGAAUGAUGAAGAAGGCGAUGACGAUCAAACGAAUCCUUACCAUAAUGAUUUAGAUGAACCACCAGAACCUGAAGAUUUCGAUUUAAAUGAUGACAUGAAUUUAGACAGUAAAGAACAGCAGAAUGACGAACAGACAAAUGAAGAAAAUCCAUUCGAUAUCGAUAAAAUGAAGGAACAAGCAGCAGAUGAUAUGGACGGCGAAAAUGAUGAAAAAAGUCCUAGUGAAAGUAAUGAAAAUCCAGAAGAAAACCCUGAUAUGUCUGACAGUGAAAACGACACAGAAAAAAUGGACACAAAUGUUGACGACGAGAAUCCAGAAGAAAUUAACGAUCAACAAGAGAAUCCUGAAGAUCAAGCAAGUCAACAGCCUGGAUUGGAUGAAAAUAACGACACAAAUGAAAAAGAAAAUGAACUUCCAAACGAGUUCCAAGAAUCGAAAGACAAAAAGUCUAAAGAAGAAAACAUCCAGUCAAUGCCAAAUCAAAAAGACCAGAAAAGUUCAUUUGAUCAAGUGCAAAUUGAGAAUAUGGAAACAAAUCAACAAGAAAAUGAAAUUGAUGAUCAAGAUACAGGCGAAGAUAAAGAUGGCAUCGGUCAGGCUGAAAAUAAAGAAUCAGAAACUGGUCAUCAAGGUGUUUCUGAGACAAAGGAAUCAAAAUCUAAUAAAAAUCGCGACAAUGAUAAUUCACAACAAAAACGUAGGAAAGGAAAUACAGAUGAGGAACGAACGCUUGGAAGUGUUGAUGAUUUGAAGAAAAAGUUCCUUAAAACAAUAGAUAAAAUUAAUCAGGCACAAAAUAAAGAUGAAAAUGAUGAUAAUAAUAAGCAAGGCGAUGAUGAAGAUGAAUAUCAGCAUGUUAAGGAUGCUAAAAAGUCUGAUAAAACGACUAUGGACAAUGCGACUGAGGAACAGUCAAAGGAAAUUAAGCACGAAGAAAAUUUUAAGCAAGAAAAUCACGAUUUAGAGUCAAAUGAUCAGUUAAUGGACGAUGACAAAAUUGAACCAGAAAUUCAGGAUAUAACUGAAGAAAUUAAUAGUAAAAAAUUGGAAGAAAAUAGCAACAAGCCUGCCAAAAAUAGCGAACAGACAAAAGAUCGACUUAAUGACCAACAAAAUCAGGAAACAGUUGUGGAUGGUGAAAAUGUCAUGACUUCAAAUGUAUCUCGAGGAACUGACACAACAGCACAUUGUCAAAUGGACAUAAUUAAUGAUUCUACAAUGUGUGAGGAACAGUCGAAUGCAGAAGAGCUUGAAAUUCGUAAACAAGUCGAGUCAGAACUGAUGAGUCAAAAAGUCAUUAAUCCAGAUGCAGCAAAUAUGGAUAAUUGGCAAAAGAUAUCCAACCAAAUGGUAUCAAAUGCUAGAGAACUUUGUGAGCAAUUGAGACUGAUUCUUGAGCCUACAAAAUGCACAAGACUUAAAGGUGACUACAGAACUGGACGUCGUAUAAAUAUGAAGAAAAUUAUUCCAUACAUAGCAUCACAAUUUAGAAAGGAUAAGAUUUGGUUGAGAAGAACUAAGGCUGCACAGCGUGACUAUAAAAUUACAAUUGCUGUCGACGAUUCAAAGUCUAUGGAUCAUAACAACUCAAAGGAACUAACACUUCAAACAAUAUCUCUUGUGUCUCAAGCCUUGACAUUAUUGGAAAGUGGAAAAUUGUCUGUUGUGUCCUUUGGUGAAGCUUGUUCUGUCCUAUUAAAAUACAAUGAUCAAUUUAAUGGACCAAAACUUGUUAAUUCACUAAAUUUCGACCAGAACAAGACAAGAAUUGCUGAUUUAUUAGACUUUACAAGGGUCAUGAAUCAAGAAGAUGCAUCGUCUAGUAAUGCCUUGUUUGAGCAUCUUAUGAUUGUUCUUAGUGAUGGACGUAAUAUAUUCAGUGAAGGCGAGAAGAGAGUUAAAAAUGCCAUAAAAAUGGCACGUCUACAAAGGAUGUUCUUAAUUUACAUAAUUAUUGAUAAUCCUGACAAUAAGGACUCAAUUUUGGACAUUCGCACAGUCUUACCAUUCACAGCAACAGAGAAGACGACACGAAUAGUUUCGUACAUGGAUAACUUCCCAUUUCCAUAUUAUGUGAUUGUUCGUGAUUUAAAUCAACUGCCAGUUGUGCUUAGUGAAGGAUUGAGACAAUGGUUUGAGUUAGUAAAUAGUGAGCAGUAAAUGCUUUGUUUAUAUAAAAAUUAUAUAUUUGAAUAUUAAUCAAUCAAUAAAAAGGUUUUUAAUUAUACUUGAAUUUUA
Chironomus riparius is the source of this 16356-nucleotide messenger RNA. The record is from the annotation of a GenBank genome assembly. NCBI's taxonomy places the organism in Eukaryota, Metazoa, Arthropoda, Insecta, Diptera, Chironomidae.